UAUAGAAUGAGUGUUACUUCUGACUCUAAAUGUGAGAACGAGCCAAAUUAGACUUCGAGUGAUGUAUUACAUAACACAAAUAUGGUUUUAGAUACAAUUUCUUUGGACACCAAAAGCCGAGGAAAAACUUAAAGAGCUUCAUGUCCUGUAAUAAGGUAACUGGAAAUCCAUUAGCACAUUUUUAAAUGGCCCUACACCAAUAUAAUGUAUGCAUAAAUGGUAAUAACUGCAUCCAGAUUAAGUAUAUUGCUUAUAAUAACAAAGGCUCCUUCAAGACAAUUGUGGUCCCCUUAGGAGGACGAAUAGUUGAAAGAAUUAGUAUAAAAAUAUGGGAAAAAAUGGAGUAAGAUCUGUACAGUAAUGAAUUGGAGAACAGGAAAAUAAGUCAGGGAGCGUUAUUUGAAUUAGCUUUAAGGGACUAUAAAUUAAGAGAAAUGGACAGAGGAAGAAGACAAACUGAUUCUGAAAUUAUAUAGGAAAUUCGGAACUAAAUGGAGUUAUAUUUCAAGUUUUUUAAAUGGAAGACCUGUAAAUAAAAUAUGCCUAUAAAUAUAGGAAAAUAUGGUUAAGAAUAGGUUUUAUGCUAAUCUAAAGAGAAGAUAUCAAUGUGAUCUAGGAGAUUCUGACGAUGAUGAUUUUGAGAAGGAAUCUGCACUUUCCUCUGAUGAGGAGAGAAUUUUACUUUAAAAAAGGAGAAAAUUACCUAAAUCAACAAAGGAAGAUCAAAAAUAGAAAAAAACUUAAGUUAGGGAUGCAAACUAAGAAAGUCUCUUAAGGAUGACGAGAUCAAAACUGAUUAAAUAAAAUGAUGAAAAUAGCUAAAAAUUAGAUGGCUCUAAUGAGAAUAAAAAUAAUUCUGGUAUUCAUUAUCAAUAUUCAUCAAGGAUUGCAAAAUGUUAACUCUCUAACCAAUAACCAAAUCACUAAUAUUAAAAGGGAAAAUUUAUUAAAAAUUGAUCACAGUAAUAUAAAUUCUUAAUUUCUUCAACAACCUCAUCCUAAUCAGACUGUAAAUUCAGAGGUCUAAAUAUUUAAUAAUUCUCAUUAAUACUAAUAGUAUUUCAAUAUGGCACUAUUGACUUAGUCAAAUACAAAAAUAGUGACGGAUCAAAAUUCACUUUUAUAUUUACAACAAAAUAAAUAAUCAUAAUUGCCUUUUGCAAUUAAUCAAUACCCAGGAAUUCAAAUGGUAAACCCCAUAUUAGGGUUUGUUUCUCCACAACAACAAUUUGCAUAUUAGUUGCCAUGUCAAUAAAAUUACUUUGAUUAGAUUAACUAUUUGCAAAAAUGGAAUGAAUUCUCUUCAUUAUAUAAUAAUUAGUUAUUGUAAAGUGGCCUGUAACCAUGAGAUUACUAAUAAGAAUGUAAACAAAUUAUAUAUGUAAUCGC
Molecule: messenger RNA, 1389 nt
Organism: Paramecium octaurelia
Lineage: Eukaryota; Ciliophora; Oligohymenophorea; Peniculida; Parameciidae
Source: the annotation of a GenBank genome assembly